UAUAGUCGCCCAUCAUGUUUUCAUUGUAUUGGCCUUGAUAUUAAAUGAGUAUUAUUAUUAUAACUAUCACAAAAGCAAACUUUAUACCGAAAAAGGGUAUUUUCUUUUUGGUUUUUGUGCAUAACUAACUGGAAAAUAAUAGUAUAAACUUUAGGACAAAGAACGACAAUUUUUUUGUAGAGUCGUGUAAUAUAUUGGUGUUUGGCUACCAACGCCACAGGCGGGCUUUUAAAUAGAUAUUUAUUUGGUUACCAUAGGCAACUGGUUUUAUUUCAUGCAGCACAAUUACUUUACCGCGGUUGUAAAUGCAAGUAGUGAGUAUUUUUCUUUGAAGAUGUCUUAAGAUGGCAUUUAAAAUUACUCUUGUCUCUUCUAAAAUAAAGCAUUUGGCAUAACUGCAAAGCGGAGAUAUUCAGAAUUACCUACUUACUGUACAAUCUAGUAUCUACAAAUUAAAAUAAAGACGCGCAACGCACUGAGAUAUUUCUAAAUUUGGUUUGAUCAAUAUCAAAUAGCAUUAUCAAGAAAUAAAAGUAAAUAAUUGAUUCUAAGACAUGAACGACAGCGAACUAGACUGCUUAAAAACAGAAUUGGAACAUGAAAAAAAUUGCAGAGAAACAGCAUCAUGGCAGAAUGGUGAGAUUCAAAAACAAAUCGUUUGUAUUCAAGAGGAUUUGCGCAAAGUUGAUUACCCUUGGGACUUCGAUAACGAUUUGCAGAAAGAAAGCGCAAGGCACCGACAGUUACUGGAAGCCAUCGAAACUUUGCGUGAACAACUCCCAUUACUGAGAGAAAAAAUAAGAAAUGCCAAAGGUUGCGGACCAGAUUGCAAGCUUAAACAUGAUGACCUAAAUAUAAACUUAGAUAUUCUGACUCCGGCGGAGUUACUGCGAACGGUAAAACGUUUUGAAAGAUUAAGGACUGACCUCGUGAGCACUUUGCGCAGUAAGGAGUGGAGGCUCGAUUCGGAAUCUAAGUUAUUCGUGAGAGUCAGCGAUCAGCGCACGUAUUUGCAGAACGAGUUGAUGAUUUGUCAAAACAACAUCUCGCGCCUUCAGAGAAACGGAGUCUAUUGGCAAAAUAUCCCGCGCAAAUACGACGAAAGAGUACUCGAUGCAAAGCGCGGACCGAUCAAGAAAAUCUUCUGCAACGAUCGUCUACCACCUAUCGUCACUUAACUUGUCGUCUUCACAUUCUUAAAUAUUCAUUAUUAGGUACCUAAGUUCACGCAUCUUUGAAUUAUGGUCGCAAAAGACAGAGAAAAAUAGAAGUACGCCUUUUAAAGAAAAUUCAAAUGAAUCGGUCUCGCUACUCAUCGAGUACAAGAGAAGAGAUAAGAGAUAAGAGAGCGUCAUUUCCACUUUUAGAUAAGGCACGUAUAGUCUACGAGAACUGAAAAUUAGAAGCAUGCAAUAAGUAUAAGAAGUUAAAUAUUUAAUAGUUAAAGCAAUGUGUUUCUUUACACAAAAAUAUAUGGAUAACGUGAGU
Pieris rapae (cabbage white) is the source of this 1488-nucleotide messenger RNA. RefSeq lists its product as uncharacterized. Lineage: Eukaryota; Metazoa; Arthropoda; Insecta; Lepidoptera; Pieridae. The coding region runs from base 555 to 1178 and encodes 207 amino acids. The record is from RefSeq and is a predicted model, not a curated record. The transcript has 6 exons.